AUGAUGUCAAAGCUAACAGUGUGGGGCCCUUCUAUUACAGUUACAACACAAUCCUAUAAUGAUGUAAUUUGUCGUCGUCCGUGGUAUUUCAAUUCUCCCAGACCUGCUCCAUUGAGAUGUCCAACACCAUCGUUUUUCACUUAUUACGAGUGUUGUGGAGAGUUUUUAGGAAACUGUUGUUGGAGAUUCAGACAAGAACCAAUAAUCAUUUGUGUCAUUCUAAUUGUUCUUCUCCUUCUUGUUUGCUGUUGUUGUUGUAUUGCAUGGUGUGUGGUUGGAAGAAAGAAAUCAACUAGUUGUGUAGCACCGGAAAGGAAGAAGACGACAACGACAAAAAAGGAUUCCCAAAUUCAGACAGUCAGCAGUUCAACAAUAGAUUCUGGAACCCAAUGGGAACUCAGAAGGGGUUACGAAGAAUCUGAAAAGAGGCGUUCCUAUGCAGCAGCAAGAGAUCGAGAUUUGGAUUAUCAGUAUUUUUCGUGA
Caenorhabditis briggsae is the source of this 483-nucleotide messenger RNA. Bases 1 to 483 code for a protein of 160 amino acids. The transcript has 4 exons. The record is from RefSeq and is a predicted model, not a curated record. NCBI's taxonomy places the organism in Eukaryota, Metazoa, Nematoda, Chromadorea, Rhabditida, Rhabditidae.